CUGAUGCGGCAUCCUUGAUUUCCGCAUGCGGAACAGAACUAGCGGGACCGGUUGCAUCAGAGCUCCCAGUCUAUCUGAGCAUGCCAGCAAAGAAUAGACCUUUAUACGGAAAGCAUGGUCGCUGCUUCUUGAACCUAGGGCAUUUCAUGUGGACAGGAACGGCAGAUGGUCCCUGAGGACUGUGGCCCAAAAUGGCUGUUUAUGGACACCCACUGUGACCAAAUCAGGUGGUGCCGUUUGCAUAGGCGUCUAUCAACACAAUAAAACCACUUCAUGACCAGGAAACCCUGCGGAAAACUUCCUCUUCCUUUACUAGACCUCUGUCACGCGCUCUCUCAGCAAGAACAACACCGUUGCCUCCUAAUCUACGCCUAUGCUUCUGCUUAUUUAUGGCCACUGCCUUGGAAGCAAGAAUUCUGGUGUCUGGGAGCAGUCAUCAGUUUUGAUAAACAUUUAUCUACCUACCUGAGAACAACGGCGACGCUUUCUUCUCCGUGGGAGAAAUCCACACUACGAUCUCCUUUCAACAACAUUGGUCAGGGGACAGACUUCUCCAGCGAAAUGCCAUUCUACUCCCUCCGCAUCGCGGAAAAGCUGAAAGUUUGGAAACAAAUGGAGAUGUUGUUGCGGUCUCGGACUCGAACGCAGAAGGAGAACAAGAACGAGCGGUGUUAUCUUCUCGAAUUGCCGACUGAGCUCCUUCUGGAGAUUAUCUCGCAUCUCUCCAUAGUGCCGGAGGCGUGUUUGGCCUUGACCUGCAAGAGAUUCUUUGCCAUCUCCGGGGAGAUCCUGGACUCCAAAUCACUCCACUUUACUCGAGACUUUGCGCCUCUGUUUCACCACUACCGGAACGGGCAUAACUUCGCCACACCCCGAUGGCAGUUUAUCACACUGUUGGAAGACAGCAAGUGGCGUGCCUGCUCGAGUUGUCUCAAGCUUCAUCCCAAGACUGCCUUCUCUGCAAAAGACCUCAGAAGAAAGACUGAUACGCGAACAUGCAAUCUCGGAGAGAGGGCUGGUAUCGUCGAUCUGUGCCCGUGCAAGAAAUUGACAUUCAAGGACAAAACGGACAUGGUUGAAAUGCUCAAAGUGAGAAGAAGCACGGUCGAGGUUUUGGAAAACCAGUUCAGCGGUGGAAAGGCAGAACGUUUGUGUUGGCACUCAUGCUCUGAAAUGUAUGGGUCUACAGAAUUGAAUGUCAAGAUCUACCCAGAAUUGGAUCCGAAUGAUCACCUCAUCGUCCGAACCGAAUACCAGCUUUCCACGCAGGGAGGCCAACUGGGCAAGGAAGAAAACAUCACCCCAAGAUUCGGGUGUGCCCACCGUUCGAUGGAUUUGUGGCUGUCGAGCGUCUGCCAGUCCAAUUUCUGCCAUAUAGACGACUCCACGUGCACUUCAUGCAAACGAAUAUCUAGCUGUAGCAGCUGCAACACCGUUUUGAAGUGCCCCAAAAAACAGCCAUACAUCCACGAAGACGGCGGCCGGGAAACCUAUACCUUCUGGACAGAGCGGUCUCUCGGCGGUGCAUCACUGGUGCCAGACAAGGAUUGGGCAGCUCAACGCAUUCAUCCGGCAGAACCCUCGGUCAACCUAGAAAAUUGCAACGAACUCUGUCCCUGGACGAUCAGAGAACACCCUCCCCCGUCAUGGCCUCCGGCUCUUGACAUGGACAUCCUGGAGCCAGCCAUCAACGAUCGAUCUAUGAGUCAACUCUAUUCCUCAAUCCGAAUGAUAUAGGAUUGGACCUUAUAUUUAAUUAUACUCCGACAGUAUUGCCGUCAUUAUGAUAGUUACCGAUCUGUUGUUUUUGGUUUCGCAUGUUGGAUACCCUGGUCGCACUGUUUUUAGUGGAGUUCAAUAGUUUAUGUUUUUCAAACCAAUCAAGAAGCCUAAAACAGACACCAUCUUAGCCGCACAAACUCUCUGUAGCCGUGAUGAAUCGAUGACCGUUAAUCUAAUAGUU
Penicilliopsis zonata CBS 506.65 is the source of this 1963-nucleotide messenger RNA. RefSeq lists its product as hypothetical. The record is from RefSeq and is a predicted model, not a curated record. Bases 274 to 1737 code for a protein of 487 amino acids. Lineage: Eukaryota; Fungi; Ascomycota; Eurotiomycetes; Eurotiales; Aspergillaceae. Gene Ontology annotation, molecular function: protein binding. The transcript has a single exon.